This is a messenger RNA of Penicillium digitatum Pd1, 747 nucleotides long. RefSeq names its product Flavin-containing monooxygenase-like. Gene Ontology annotation, molecular function: monooxygenase activity; flavin adenine dinucleotide binding. NCBI's taxonomy places the organism in Eukaryota, Fungi, Ascomycota, Eurotiomycetes, Eurotiales, Aspergillaceae. The record is from RefSeq and is a predicted model, not a curated record.
AUGGGAAAAAAGACCAUUGUCGUUGGAUCUUGUAACUCGGCAAACGAUAUUGCCCAGGAUUUUGUCGAGAGGGGGUACGAUGUGACUAUGGUACAGCGAAGCUCCACCUGUGUGGUUUCGUCUGACUCUACCUUGAAUAUUGCCUUCAAAGGGCUCUAUGAUGCGACCGGUCCUCCAACCGAAGAUGCCGAUCUUUAUCCGUGGAGCAUUCCAUCGCGCCUGUUCAAAGCCCAACAGGCCAAAGUCACCCAAGUCACGAAUCAGAACGACGCAAAGACCAUUGAAGGGCUGGACAAGGCAGGCUUCAAGGUCGAUAGCGGACCAUCCGACAGCGGCAUUUUGAUGAAAUACUUCCAGCGUGGAGGUGGGUAUUACAUUGACGUCGGUGGAAGCCAGCUCACUAUUGAUGGGAAGGUCAAGAUAAAGCAUGGCCAGGAAACCAGCCAGGUUCUUCCUCAUGGACUCCGGUUUGCGGAUGGUUCAGAGCUUGAAGCCGAUGAGAUCGUGUUUGCCACUGGGUAUCAGAAUAUGAGAACCGAGACUCGCGUGAUCUUUGGUGACAAGGUCGCUGACAGGGUUGGUGACAUCUGGGGACUUGAUAAAGAGGGUGAGAUGCGGACAAUCUGGCGGCGGAGUGGUCACCCUGGAUUCUGGUUUAUGGGUGGAAACCUUGCUAUGAGCAGAUACUAUUCGCGUUUGCUGGCAUUGCAGAUUAAAGCGCUGGAAGAGGGGGUGACAUCUUGGUAG